CUCCUCUCCGACGAGCACAAUUCGACCACCAACGUUUCCACCCGACCUCAAUGGCCGGAAGCCCCCGCCGCCGCCGCCGCCGCGGAGCGCGGUCGUCGCAGCAGAGCGCCGAAUCCUCGGCGCUGGAGGAGGGCACUCUCAGCACCAGGCGCCAUGGAUUCAGAAAGAUCUUUUACUGACAUAAUUACAAGGGGAUGUAAUCCUGCUGCCUUGUCUGAAAAUGUCCCAGCUCCUAAUGAAAUGCCAGCAUGUGUUGAGGUCCCAGCAAGUGUGAAAGCAAAUCCGAAAAGAUCCAAAAAUUUCAGUAAAGAGGAGGACAAAUUGUUGGUCUCAGCAUGGCUAAAUGUGAGUUUGGAUCCAGUGCAUGGAGUUGAUCAAUCACGUUCGACUUAUUGGAAAAGAAUAUAUGAAUUUUUUCAUACCAACAAGACAUUUGAGUCUGAUCGAACUCAAAGCUCCCUAAUGAGCCGAUGGUCAGGUAUUCAACAUGAUUGCAACUCAUAUGCUGGUUGUGUUUCAAAGAUAGAGACUAGAAAUCAGAGUGGCGUAUCUAUUGCUGAUAAGGAAAAAAAUGCAUUAAGAAUAUUCAAGUCCGAGGACAAGCAUCAUCGAGAUUUCCCGUACAUCCAUUGCUGGGAAAAAUUGAAAGACCAGGCCAAAUGGAAGAAUAGGAACAAUCAGAGUGGAACGGCUGCAAGAAAAAAGCAAAAGACGACGGCGAAUUCAAGUCCUGCAGUGGCUGCACAAUUAGCUCUCACUACUAAUGGUGAAGAUAGUCAGGCUGCAAUGCCUACAGUGCAUAGACCUGCAGGGAAGAAGAAGGAGAUCGACAAAUUACGACAGCGUUCCAGCAUCGAAGCAUUGGAUUAUCUAUUGGCAAAGAAGAAAGAGGCUGAUAUAGAGAAGGAUUUGAAGAAAGAGGAGAGGUGCAAAAAAGCCUUCGCAUUGCAGGAAGAAAGGAUCAGAAUCGAUUCAGAAAGGAUCAGAAUCGAGGAAGAAAGGAUCAGACUUGAGAAAGCCAAAUUUGAGUUUGAGAGGAACCUCGAAGAAAAGAGAAUUAUCAAUGUCGAUACAAGUACCAUGUCCAAUAAACAACAGCUAUUAUAUGAAGACCUCAAGAAUGACAUACUUGCACGGCGUACUAUCAAAAAUUAGAUAGAACAUCAGUUUAUGCAGUGAUACACAUUUUAUGUUUUGUUAAAUAUUUGAAUUUCUUGCAUAGAUACAGUAUCAUGGUGUGUUGGUUCUAUACA
Sorghum bicolor (sorghum) is the source of this 1253-nucleotide messenger RNA. RefSeq names its product glutathione S-transferase T3. Lineage: Eukaryota; Viridiplantae; Streptophyta; Magnoliopsida; Poales; Poaceae. The record is from RefSeq and is a predicted model, not a curated record. The transcript has 3 exons. Bases 154 to 1155 code for a protein of 333 amino acids.